This is a messenger RNA of Columba livia (rock pigeon), 14330 nucleotides long. It is a transcript of the gene VPS13C, whose product is annotated as vacuolar protein sorting 13 homolog C. Gene Ontology annotation, biological process: protein retention in Golgi apparatus; mitochondrion organization; protein targeting to vacuole. The coding region runs from base 73 to 10971 and encodes 3632 amino acids. The transcript has 82 exons. Lineage: Eukaryota; Metazoa; Chordata; Aves; Columbiformes; Columbidae. Gene Ontology annotation, cellular component: extrinsic component of membrane. The record is from RefSeq and is a predicted model, not a curated record.
CGCGCCCGGCGCCGGUUGAUCCGCGUGCCCCGGCGCUGCUCUCCCCUCCCCGGCAGCGGGGGCUUCUCCGCCAUGGUGCUGGAGUCGGUGGUGGCGGAUCUGCUGAACCGCUUUCUGGGCGACUAUGUGGAGAACCUGAACAAGUCUCAGCUCAAGCUGGGCAUAUGGGGGGGUGAUGUGGCACUUGACAACUUACAGAUAAAGGAGAAUGCAUUAAGUGAACUGGAUGUACCUUUUAGAAUUAAAGUUGGUCAGAUAGAUAAACUUACUCUGAAGAUUCCUUGGAAGAAUCUCUAUGGCGAGGCAGUUGUUGCAACCCUAGAAGGCUUGUAUCUUCUAAUAGUUCCUGGAGCAAGCAUUAAAUACGAUGCAGAGAAGGAAGAAAAAUACUUGCAGGAUAAUAAACAAAAGGAACUGUUGAGAAUUGAGGAAGCCUUGCGGAAAGCAGCAGAAAAAGGCACUCAUUUACAAGAUUCCUUGUAUGGGUUGGAGAGUCUGAUUUACAAGGACAUCAAGCCUGGACGUAAGCGUAAAAAGUAUAAAAAGCAUUUUAAAAGACCGUUUAAAGGUCGUGAUCGCUCAAAAGACAAACCAAAGGAGGAGAAGAAAGACACUUUUUUAGAAAAGCUUGCAACUCAAGUUAUAAAAAAUGUGCAAGUCAAAAUCACAGGCAUUCAUGUUAAAUAUGAAGAUGAUAUCACAAAUCCACAGUGCCCUAUUUCCUUGGGAAUGACAUUGGGCGAGCUUAGUUUACAGACAACAAACGAGAACUGGACACCUUCUAUUCUGAAUGAAGCUGCAAAGAUAAUAUACAAGCUUUUGUGCCUGGACAGCCUCAGUGCUUAUUGGAACAUACACAGCAAAAUGUAUUAUCAUGGCUCCCGUGAACAAAUACUGGAUCAGCUGAAAAGAGGAAUUUCUUGUCGUGGUAGCCAGCCUCAAGACUACCAGUACAUUUUUAGACCAGUAUCAGCCUCUGCAAGACUGUAUAUCAACACAUGUGCAGAAGUAGAACUAAAAACUCCCAAGCUUGAUUGUAACGUAGAAGUACAGAGAAUUGUCAUUGAAUUCACUAAGCCACAGUACCUCAGCAUGAUAGACCUUCUGGAGUCCAUAGAUUACAUGGUUCGCAACACACCGUACAGAAGAUUUAGGCCAAAUGUGUCUGUCCAUAAAAAUGCCAGCCAAUGGUGGAAAUACGCAGGUAACAGUGUUCUUGAAGUUCACAUCAAAAGAUAUACCCGAAUGUGGUCAUGGAGUAACAUAAAACAACACAGGCAGCUUCUGAAGAGUUACAAAAAUGUGUACAAGAACAAGCUGACACAGAGUAAACUCUCAGAAGAUACACAGAGGCAAAUUCAGGACCUGGAAAGGAAACUUGAUGUCUUCAAUAUAAUCUUAGCAAGACAACAAGCACAAGUUGAGACGAUAAGAUCAGGACAAAAGCUACUGAAGAAGAAAACCACUGAUGUAGAAAAAAAAAGUGGAGGAUGGUUUAGUGGUUUCUGGAGUAGAAGAGCAUCUGCGAAAAGGGAAGAUGAAGAAUCACUUGUUCCUGAAACUAUUGACGAACUAAUGACACCAGAAGAGAAAGCUAAGCUUUUUACUGCUAUUGGAUAUAGUGAAGGCUCCCAUCAUCUUUCCUUGCCGAAGCAGUAUGUUGCUCGUGUUGUGACACUGAAGCUGUUGAGCACUUCUCUUACCAUUAAAGAAGACAAGAAUGUGGCAGAAAUUCUUAAAGUACAGAUAAUUGAUUUAAGUACCAAAAUAUCACAGCGCCCAGGAGCACAGGCCAUUAAGGUUGAAGCAAAGCUUGAAAAUUGGUACGUUACAGGCUUAAGACAAGAAAAAGUUGUACCAUCUCUUGUGGCUUCCAUCGGGGAUAGAAAGUCUUCUCUGCUUAGGAUAGAGUUCAAUGUUAACCCAGAGGAUAGUACAGCUGACCAGAGUCUUACUAUUGAAUCACAGCCUGUGGAGAUCAAAUACGAUGCAAGAACAAUAAAUGCAAUGGUAGAAUUCUUUCAGACAAGUAAGGGAAUGGAUCUUGAAAGAUUAACCUCAGCCACAUUAACGAAGCUGGAAGAAAUCAAGGAAAGAACUGCUGCAGGAUUAAUUCAUAUUAUUGAAAUGCGGAAAGUCCUUGACUUGAAGAUUGAUCUGAAAGCCUCCUAUCUAGUGAUUCCACAGACUGGUUUCCACCGUGAAAAAUCAGAUUUGCUGAUUUUGGACUUUGGUACAUUUAAGCUGCACAGCAUAAAUCAAGGACGUAGUGAAGCUUCUACCUUUUCAUCUUUAGAGGAGCUUAUGGACAAAGCUUAUGACAAGUUUGAUGUGGAAAUAAAAAAUGUGCAGCUUCUUUUUGGAAGAAAAGGUGAAAACUGGCAGAAGGCUCGUUUUCAACAUCCAUCAACUUUGCACAUAUUACAUCCUAUGGAUAUUAAUGUACAGCUGGCAAAAUCGAUGGUGGAAAGAGAUACCAGGAUGGCAAAGUUUAAAGUGUCAGGAGGACUUCCAUUGGUGCGUGUCAGACUCUCUGACCAGAAAAUCAAGGCAAUUUUUGAUCUGAUUGAUAGCAUUCCAUUGCCUCGGAAGUCAUCCGUGUCAGUUCCAAGCACAAAGGUGCCGUCUAUUCCCACGAUUUCUGUUGUUAAUAAAGGGUUACUUAAUACACGUCAGUUUUUACCAGAAAUAGUGUCAGACUCUGAAGAAGAUGAUUUUGAUUUUGAGGGAAGUUCUGAACCAGCUGAUGGGUCACUAAUUAAAGGAGAAGAAAUGAGAAAUAAGGAGCCUGUUAAAGAGGAACUGACAGAUCUUCAGCUGAAGUUUGAAGUUAAAGAGGUUUUAGUCGAACUCACCAGGCAGAAGAAAACUGAGGAAAUGGUACUUGUAUUUGAUGUAAUGCAUCUUGGGACAGAAGCUACGAUCAGAACCUAUAAUUUAACAGCGGUGUCUUAUUUAAAGGAAAUAAGCUUGGAUUACUAUGGAAUUGGAGGUAAAAAAGCACCUAUUCAUCUAAUUAGUUCCUCAGAUAAACCUGGCUUAGACCUUCUGAAGGUGGAAUAUAUCAAGGCUGACAGAAAUGGGCCACACUUUCAGACAGUUUUUGACAACACUGAACAGAUGAUUAAAGUAGCUUUUUCAUCAUUGAACCUUCUACUGCAUACCGAGGCCCUUAUGUCUGCCAUCAGCUUUCUAACAGCUGUUAGUCCAUUAGGCAAUCGAAGUGGUGGAGACACACCAACUAAAGCUGAAAAACAAGAUGACACUAGAUUGCAGAAAGUGGCUAGACCUUCCAAGGAUAAGGAUGUCUUUGACUUGAAGCUUUUUGCCAAGCUGGAUGCAUUCUGUUUAAAUAUUUGUGAUGAGAAAAAGAACAUUGCAGAUAUCAAGAUACAAGGUCUUGACUCAUCUCUUCUCCUUCAGCCAAGUCACACUGUCUUCUUUGCCCGACUUAAAGAUAUAGUUGUGACAGAUGUUGAUUCAAGGACCCUUCAUAAAAAAGCUGUGUCUAUAGUAGGAGAUGAAGUUUUCAGUUUCAAUCUGGUAUUAGAUCCAUAUGCUACUGAAGGAGAAGCCUACACUGACAUGUCGAAAGUGGAUGCUACUGUAUCUUUGAAAGUGGGCUGUAUUCAAAUAGUGUACCUUCACAAAUUUCUCAUGUCUCUUCUGACCUUUUUGAACAACUUCCAGGCAGCUAAGGAGGCAUUGAGCGCUGCUACGGUCCAAGCUGCAGAAAAGGCGGCUACCAGUGUAAAAGACCUGGCUGAAAGGAGUUUUCGCCUUGCAAUGGAUAUUGACUUGAAAGCACCAGUUAUAGUCAUUCCUCAGUCCUCAGUUUCCUCCAGUGCUAUAAUAAUAGAUCUUGGCUUGAUUAGGAUUCAGAACCAGUUUAGCUUGGUGCCUCCAGAAGGCAGUUCGCUUCCUCCAGUCAUUGAGAAAAUGGAUGUACAGCUGACAAAGCUGAAACUUUCUAGGGCCACUAUGGAGACGGGCUCGUCGCAUCCAGACGUUCAGAUACUUCACCCUAUUAAUUUAAGCCUGUCUGUGAAACGGAAUCUAUCUGCAGCUUGGUUUCACAAAUUACCGGUACUGGAGAUCACAGGAUAUCUGGAUGCAAUGAAUGUUGUGUUAAGUCAAGAGGAUUUGAAUGUCUGUCUCAAAUUGUUGACAGAAAACCUUGGUGAAGCAGAAGAACAACAAACUUGUGCACACCCAGUACUGCAAAAUGAAGGUAAAAGCCAAGAAAUGGAGAAAUCAGUUUUGAGAUGGGAUACAAGUGUUAAAGAAGUAAUCCUGUCUGAAAAGAGAAAAAGAAUGUUAAAUGAAGAUGUAAUCAAUAUGCUGCUUAAUUUUGAAAUCAAAGAGGUUGUAAUAACCUUGAUGAGGCAGGUUCAGAAGGAACGGCAUCCAUUACAUAUUCUAACUGUGCUACAGCUUGGGACUGAAACCAAAAUAAGGAAUCAUGAAUUGACUGCAACAGCAUAUCUGAAAAAAAUUAUGAUGAGAUGCACUGAAAUCAAGGACUCAAAAGGAGAAGCUCUUUGCAUUAUUAAUUCUUCAAGUGAGACAGAUGAACAUCUUCUGAAAAUGGAAUACAUUAAGGCUGAUCCUGAUGGACCAGAUUUUGUUACUACUUACAGAAGCACCAAGCAAAAUAUCAAUGUCAUCUUUUCACGUUUGGAUAUAGUACUUCACACAGAGGCUUUGCUUUCCAUCAUGAGUUUUCUCACAUUCAGUGUUCCAUCGGGUGGUCUUCCUAGUACUGAUAAAGCAUCAGACCAGAAGCCUCAAAUAAAAGAACAGGAAAAAGGAACUACUCUUAAUCAAGUAUCUGCUAUUACAGCCCUUGAUGACAUCUGUGAAUUAAAACUCACUGCAAAGCUAAAUGCAUUUGGUAUUACAGUAUGUGAUCAGACCUGUAGAAUUGCUGACAUUAGAAUACAAGGAAUGGAUGCAUCUGUAGCUAUGCAAACUAAAAAGAUUGAAGUGUUCUCCAGACUUGAAGAUAUUAUAAUUACAAAUGUUGAUCCACAAACAAUCCAUAAGAAGGCUGUCUCCAUAAUGGGAGAUGAAGUAUUUAGAUUUCACAUGUUACUUUAUCCAGACGCUACUGCAGGGGAAGCCUAUGCAGAUAUGUCAAGGGUGGAUGGUAAAAUGUCUCUGAAAGUUGGCUGCAUCCAAAUAAUUUACCUACAUCAGUUCUUUAUGUCUCUCCUGAACUUCCUAAACAAUUUCCAGACGGCACAAGAAGCCCUGACUGCAGUCACCGUUCAGGCGGCAGAAAUGGCUGCUUCCAGCAUGAAGGACUUUGCUAAAAAGAGCUUCCGCCUCUUAAUGGAUAUCAACUUGAAAGCUCCGGUUAUAGUUGUUCCUGAAUCUUCAACUUCGUGUAAUGCUUUAGUAGCUGAUCUUGGCUUAAUCAGAGUUCAGAAUGAAUUCAAGCUGGUGUCUUCAGAUGAAUCUUCUCUUCCUCCAGUCAUUGACAACAUGGAUGUGCAGCUAACUCAUUUGAAAUUAUCGAGGUGCAUUAUAUCCACAGAUUCUCAACCAGAUUCUGAAAUUCUUCGUUCUGUGAGUUUGACUUUACUGGUCCAGAGAAAUUUAGCAGCAACUUGGUAUCAUAAAGCCCCAACAAUUGGUAUCAAAGGAGACCUAAAACCACUGCAGAUUGCACUAAGUGAAGAUGAUCUAGCUGUUGUCAUGAAAAUCUUACUUGAAAACCUUGGAGGGGCUUCUUCGCAGCCAAAUAUUGUGCAAGAGAACAUCAAAGAUACACAGAUACUCAAGAAGGGGAAAGUUCCAAAUGAAUCUGAUUUCUCUGAGGGUCCUCUUCUUGCUUCUGGGCAAAAAAAUGUUUCUACAGUUCAGUCUUCUGCAGAAUGUUAUACAGCGCUUAAAUUUGACUUUCAUUUUGAGUCGCUUUCAGUAAUUCUCUACAACAGUGAUAAGAAUCAGAAGUCUCUGCUCUCACCACAUAGUGACAAGUUACGCCUUGGUGAACUCCGGCUGCAUCUCAUGGCAUCAUCAGGCAACAUGUUUUCAGAUGGCUCAAUGGGUAUUAAUGUUAAACUCAAGGCAUGUACCCUGGAUGACCUCAGAGAAGGAAUUCAGAAUGUGACUGCAAGAAUGAUAGACAAGAAAGAUGACACAAAUGACAGUUCAAUGAUAGAUAUAAACUACAAGCAGGAUAAAAAUGGAAGUCAAGUCACUGCUGUCCUUGACAAGCUGUACAUAUGUGCCAGUAUGGAGUUUCUGUUGGCAGUAGCAGAUUUUUUCAUUAACUCAGUGCUGGCAUCCUCAACUGAAAGAUCAGCACAGGGGCAAUUAAAGCAUGUUGCUUCUGGGGUAUCCAAGCCAGAAACAGAAGUAUCUCUACGACCAAAUAUGACAGUAAAAGCUGUAAUCAUGGAUCCAGAAAUUGUAUUCGUUGCUAAUUUGACCAGUGCUGAUGCCCCUGCCUUAAAAGUUUCCUUCCAAUGUGACUUUUCUCUGAUGUCUGGAGGGGCUGCACAAAGGAUGACUGCUCAAGUGAAGGAAUUCAAAGUGUUGGUCUGUGCCUUUCUCAAAGAAAAACAAGACAAGAAUGUUACUACAGUGUUACGGCCAUGUUCCUUGGUCAUGGAAAAUAUGAUGCACGUCUCAGGGUUACAAACUGUGGUAGUAACCAUAGAAGAACUUAGUAUAAAGAUCUCACCAAUAAUUCUGAAUACUGUGAUGACCAUUAUGGCUGCCAUAAGGCCCAAAAGAACAGAGGAGGAUUCUAGAGGAGCAACUGAAGUUCCUGAGAAUUUGUGGCAAGUGAAGCCUAUAGAUGAGUGCAAUGCUUGGUUUCUUGGUGUUGAUGUGGCCACAGAAGCAACAGAAACUUUUAAGGACCGUGAACAUAUUCUGAAACAAGAGAAAUUUGACAUUGCAGUGACAUCGGUUCAGAUCACCUUGGAAUGUGGUCUGGGACAUCACACUGUCCCUUUGUUGUUAGUAGAAUCUGAGUUUUCAGGUGUUCUUAAAAACUGGUCCUCGCUGAUGGAAGUCACUGCUGAUAUGUCACUGGAGGUUCAUUAUUACAAUGAAACCUAUGCAGUGUGGGAGCCACUUAUUGAACGAAUUGAAGGAGGAAAGAAGCAAUGGACUUUAAAGCUGGAAAUGAAGACUAACCCUGUCCAAGAGAGAAGUUUGUUGCCUGGAGAUGAUUUUGUUGUUCUUCCUGAGCCACAAACUGCAGUUAACAUCUCAUCGAGUGACACAAUGAAUAUAACAAUAUCCAAAUGUUGUCUUGCUGUUUUCAGUAAUUUAGCCAAGGCAUUUUCAGAAGGGACUGCAUCCACAUUUGACUAUUCCUUCAAAGAGACAGCGCCUUUCAUAGUGAAAAAUGCCCUGGGUGUUCCUCUCAAAGUGCUUCCUAACUCAAAUUUUCAGAUAGUUGGUUCUGUUGAAAAAGGAAGCAUCAAUGAUCUAGAAAUUGGUCAGAACAUGGAACUGGAAUAUUCUGUUUUUGAAGUGUACCAACGAAGAAAGUUGUCUGCAUUGUACCGACAAGAAAGCUCCGCCUUCUCUUUAAAUUUAGAACUUCAAGGAUAUAAAGAAGCAGUAACCAUUCCCAUAGCCAAAUCAGGUCGACGACUGUACAACGUAAGAAGCCUUCUUGUUGAUCGUUCAGACUCUGUUGUUGUACAGAUAGAUGCUAUAGAAGGAAAUAAGGUUAUUACUCUACGAUCUCCUCUUCAGAUCAAGAACCAUUUUUCAAUCCCAUUUGUAAUCUAUAAACUGGGGAGAGACUCAAGGUCGCUGGAGCCCAUUGGCAUAUCCAAGCCAGAAGAGGAAUUUCAUGUUCCUUUACAUUCAUACAGGUGCCAUCUAUAUGUUCGACCGACAGGAAUGUUUGAAGGUCAGUUUAAAGAGUCCACGACUUACAUUGCCUGGAGGGAAGAGCUACAUAGGAGCAAUGAAGUCAAGUGUUUGUUACAGUGCCCAUCCAUGGAGACAAAUUUCUUGCCUCUGAUAAUCAGCUCAACAGCUGUACCUGAUGAACUAAAUUUUAUUUCAACUAGUGGAGAGGAGUGGGAUCCUGCCUACAUUAUCCACCUUUACCCUACACUCACUGUGAGGAAUCUUUUACCGUACUCCUUGAGAUAUUUACUUGAGGGAACAGCAGAAGCCCGUGAAUUGGUGGAAGGGAGUGCUGCAGAUGUUUUUCAUUCAAGAAUUAGUGGAGAAAUAAUGGAGCUUGUGUUGAUAAAAUAUCAAGGCAAAGACUGGAACGGGCAUCUUAAAAUUCAUGAAGGGAUGCCUGAAUUCUUUUCUGUGUGUUUUAUGUCCCAUUCUGCGACAGCGAUGACAGUGGACAUUUAUGUACAUACUAGGCGAAUUGGAAGCCGUAUGAUCUUGUCUGUGUUCAGUCCAUACUGGAUAAUCAACAAAACUUCCCGUGUUCUCCAGUAUCGAGCUGAUGACACUCAUUUGAAGCAUCCAGCAGACUACAGAGAUAUUGUUUUGUUCUCCUUUAAAAAGAAAAAUAUUUUUAGUAAAAAUAAGAUCCAAUUGUGUAUUUCAACUAGCUCGUGGUCCAGUAGCUUUUCCCUUGAUACUGUCGGAAGCUAUGGAUGUGUCAGGUGUUCAGCUAAUAACAUGGACUAUCUGGUUGGAGUCAGCAUCAAAAUGAGCAGUUUUAACCUUACCAGGAUAGUUACCUUCACUCCAUUCUACACAAUAGCAAACAAAUCUUCUCUGGAACUAGAGGUUGGAGAAAUUGGUCCUGAUGGCUCUUAUCCAACUAACAAAUGGAAUUAUAUCUCAGCUUCAGAGUGUCUUCCAUUUUGGCCUGAAAGCUCAUCUGGUAAACUUUGUGUAAGAGUAGUUGGCUAUGAAAGCUCCUCCAAACCAUUCCUAUUUCAAGACCAGGAUAAUGGCACUCUGCUGAGGCUGGAAGAAUUGAAUGGGGGCUUACUGGUAGAUGUGAAUGUUUCUGAGCAUUCUACUCUCAUAAGCUUCUCAGAUUACCAUGAGGGAGCCGCUCCAGCUCUGAUCGUUAACCAUACUUCAUGGGAAUCUCUCAGAUACAAACAGAGUGGAUUGCAAGAGGAAAUGGAGUUGAAACCAAAGCAAGUGUGCCUGUUUGCAUGGACAGAUCCAACUAAAACAAGAAAAUUGACUUGGGGAUAUUCCCAAAAUUUCGGUGAACAUGACUUGCUUAAGGAUGAGUGUGGCCAGUUCCCUUACAAUGCAAAUACUCAAAUACACUGGGUAUCUUUCCUGGAUGGACGCCAACGAGUGCUGCUUUUCACAGAUGAUGUUGCAUUAAUUUCUAAAGCACGACAAGCAGAGGAGCUGGAGCAACCCGACCAAGAAAUAAACUUGUCAAUCCAUAGUCUUGGACUUUCUCUUGUCAACAAUGAAAAUAAGAAAGAAAUCUCUUAUAUAGGGAUAACCAGUUCUGGUGUUGUUUGGGAAAUGAAACGAAGGCAAAAGUGGAAACCAUUUAAUCAAAGGCAAAUAAACCUGUUGGAACAAGCCUAUAAAAAAUAUCUUUGUAAGAGUGCUUUCCAGGCUUCUGCUUGGCAUAAAGUCGACGACAAUACUGAGGUGAAUUUUAGUAAGGUUCCAAUGGAAAUGCGCCUCCCAUUCAGAUGCAGCAUCCGACGCAACUUUCUGUCAGGAAUUCAGGUUGAAUUCAAACAGUCACCUCACCAAAGAAGCUUACGGGCUCGAUUGUAUUGGCUGCAGGUUGAUAAUCAAUUGCCAGGAUCGAUAUUUCCUGUUGUAUUUCACCCUGUAGCCCCUCCCAAGUCAAUUGCUUUGGAUUCAGAACCAAAACCCUUCAUCGAUGUCAGCAUCAUCACUAGAUUCAAUGAAUACAGCAAAGUACUGCAGUUCAAAUACUUUAUGGUUCUUAUCCAGGAAAUGGCACUGAAAAUUGACCAAGAGUUUUUAGGAGCACUUAGUGGACUUUUUACACCAUCUACAGACCCAGAAGCUGAAAGACAAAGGUCUGAAUUAAUUCAGAAAGAUGUAGAUGCACUUAAAACUGAGCUAAUGGAGUAUUCCCUGACAGACCUGUCAAUGCUCAGCUUCUUUGAGCAUUUCCAUAUUUCUCCAAUUAAGUUGCAUUUGAGUCUGUCUCUGGCUUCUGCUGGAGAAGCGUCAGAUAAAGGGGAAGAAAUGGUAGCUCUCCAUUCUCUGAAUUUGCUGUUGAAAAGUAUUGGAGCUACUCUAACAGAUGUGGAUGAUCUUAUUUUCAAACUUGCUUUCUUUGAAAUCAAAUAUCAGUUCUACAAGAGAGACCAACUGAUGAAGAUAGUUGUCAGACACUAUAGUGAACAACUCCUGAAACAGAUGUAUGUUCUUGUACUUGGCUUAGAUGUUCUUGGAAAUCCAUUUGGCUUAAUCAGAGGCUUGUCCGAGGGAGUUGAAGCUUUUUUCUAUGAGCCGUUCCAGGGUGCAGUUCAGGGACCUGAAGAAUUUGCUGAAGGCUUUGUAAUAGGUGUUAAAAGUCUUCUUGGACACACAGUGGGUGGUGCAGCAGGAGUGGUGUCUCGGAUCACUGGUUCUGUUGGCAAAGGCUUGGCUGCUAUUACUAUGGAUAAAGAAUUUCAGCAGAAACGGAGAGAAGAAAUGGGACGGCAGCCAAAAGAUUUCAGUGACAGCCUGGCCAAAGGAGGAAAAGGCUUGUUACGGGGUGUUGUUGGAGGUGUGACAGGCAUAAUCACUAAACCUGUAGAAGGGGCUAAAAAAGAAGGUGCAGCUGGAUUCUUUAAAGGAGUGGGAAAGGGACUUGUAGGAGUUGUAGCCCGCCCAACAAGUGGCAUCAUAGACAUGGCAAGCAGCACCUUCCAGGGAAUUCAAAGGGUGGCAGAAUCAACGGAAGAGGUAUCUAAUCUCCGUCCUCCACGUUUCAUUCAUGAAGAUGGCAUCAUCCGGCCAUACAAUAGGGUGGAAGCUGAGGGUUAUGAUUUAUUUGAGCAAGAACUGGAAUAAUGGAGUAAACUUUUUCCAUAUUUCUUUUCUAUUUAUGUUACGGUCUUUUAUCUGCCUUAAGCAUUUAGAUUAAGGGCAUGAGCACAUUUAACAUGUCCUCUCGCCUUCAUUCAUGUCUCUUCUGUGUAGCAAUUGAAUAAAACAGUGUUUCAUGAAAAGAAACAAACAAACUUAAAUAACCAUCUUCAGUAAGAUUAGGUGUGUUAGUAAGGUGAGAGAGCCAGGGAGGGUUUGUUUCCUGUAUAUUGUUUUUUUUGAAGGAUGCUUAGCUCCGUAUGAAUGGCAACAACAGAAGGCACUUGGGAAAAAAAAUCAUGGUAGGGUAGAUGCUGAGUUCAUUCUUUUAUAAACGUUCUCUUAGAACUGAGGCUGCUGAUAUUGGAAGACAGGAGACAGCAACGUUUUGAUACUUGUGCAAAAUUUAAAUAGUGAUACUGAAUGGAAUUUUCUUCAGUGAAAAUGCUUAUAGUUUCAUAAUAUAGAAAUAUUUUUCCAUAUAAAUACUCAGAAAUCUUGUAUUUUUGGUUGCUGUAAUAUGCCAUAGGCCUGUCAUUUGUACAUCUGAUGAACCACUACCCCUUCAAAUUACUGCUACUACUACUUCAUGAAACUUUCUCAAUUAAGAGUUGUAGCCAGCUCAGUUGACUCUGGUUUCAUUCACAGAAUCUUUUAGGGCUUUACUGUUCAGCAUACUUAAAUGUGAAUUUUCAGCUGUUAACAUGGAUUUACGUAUAUGUAAAAUAUUAAUUAAAAAUACAUUUAUAAAUUAAGUGAUGCCACAAAUCUAAUUUCUAAUACAAAAUCUCAUAAAUUAAAAAGCGGUCCUCAGAGCGAAUUACCUAUUGUAUAUGGAAAAAACAUUGAGCAGUGACAUCUGUCUGCUGCUAAUGCCUUUUCAGAGUUUAGUGGUCAAUAGUCAGCUUUUUAUAUUUAAAAUUACUUUUAAAAUAAAACUUUUAGUGAAUUUUUAUUUUAUGAAUAACUUAUUAAGUGAAAUUAAGUUGUCACGAUAUGCUAAGAGAACUACAUUUCUUCAUGUAGUGAGAUUUUUUUUUUUGCACUUUAUUUUUUCCAUGUAUCAAAAGGGAAAAGGUAGUACAAUUAACAAGGAAAACUGGAUAUUAUGCAGUUCCUGCACAUCUGAUAUUUGUAUUUUUCUUGGAUCUAAAUGGUGUAGAUUGGAAUUGUAUACCAACCAAGAAUGAAUCAUCCGUAUAGUUCACUAAACACAGUUUCUUCUUUUCAGAAGUCAGUUGAAUUCAGGUGUGGUUUCUUGGUUUUGUUGGUGUUGUGGGUUUUGGUUGGUUUGUUUGUUUGUUUUUUCCUAACCGAUUUUGAUUAUUAUGCUAAAGGUUAGUAUUGGGAAGGUUUUGUUUCCUAGUGUAAAUUACAAGGAAGAGGGGGACAAUGUAUUUGAAGGAAAUUUAACAAGCAAGAUGAGUCAAAGUCAGCUUUAUAUGCGUUUACAAUUUUAAUCUCAAAUACCUCAACUUAUAGGUAUUAGUGCUGGGGUUGUUUUUGGUGCAGUUUUGACCUAAUAUUACAAGUAGUUUAAUCAGAAUCCUUACCCUGUUUUAGCUAAUUAUAGUGUGUGUGUCCCUUUAAAAUAAAUAUAUGCUUAUGAGGUUGAAGCCUUGUAAGGUUACCUUAAGGAAUGGAUGCCUCAAUACUAUCCAGUGGUUAGAAAAAGUUGUUUCACUUAAAUACUCUUAUGUGAAAUCUAGACAUCGACAGGCAUUAGAGUUCAGCUUAGGAGGAAAAUUGUGCGCAUUUUAAAAGACAAGGUAGUCUUUUCUGUGCAGAAUGGGGACAGUAGCCAGGCAGAGUAGAUCAGGUCACGUGUGUGACUUGUUCAUGCAGUGUGUUUUCCUACAAGCAGUGGUUCUAAUGUAUAUGGGCUAUGUCGGAAUCUGCUCAGUCAGUUCAAAACCUCAGAAGUCAGAUUUGACAUCUUGCAGGCCAUGUCUUUACUCAUACAGUGAGGCUUAAUAGCACAGAAUGCAUUUUGUGAAACAUAAGUACAUAGUGUGUAUAGCUGGAGAAAUCGAAGAACAAAUUGGAGGCAACUUUAGGAGAACCGUUUUCCAAGGAAAAUUCUCGUGAGUUUUAACCUUUGUAUGAGGAGCAUUUGUAGUUGAUGAGAUUUGCUAGAACAGGUAAUGAGCCUUUGGCUUUGUUAGUCUUUUAAUAUGCAGGUACUGCUGCCUGCUCUGGUGAGGACUCUCCUCACCCCAGCACUUACGGUUUGACAUGAUGCAGUUCGUACAUUAUUCAGUGUCUUGUGGUGUUACUUUGUUUCAUUUCCCAGUUAAAGUGUGGAGCUUUAUAAAGAAUGCAGAAUACUUCUUGAAUAAUUGAGACAUGGUGGUGAGACAGUGUUGCGUGGCAGAGGGAAUACUACCCUCGGUUCUGAGAAUCUGCAGAUUCUAUUUCUGGUUGAGUCGCUGUGCUGCUGUGUAAAUUUGCAUUGGUUCUUUAAUUUCCAUGCAAAGCAAGAAUGAGUGGAACUUCUUCAAAGUGCUCUGAUGUUCUCAUAAAAAUACAAGCUUUUGAUAAAGAUGCCUGAAUUUUAAGAGUGUGCAGAUCAUGGAGUAAUUUGCAUCAAGUGCAGCUCCUUCUUUACAUAAAGCCACCACCAUUGUGCUGACGUCUAUCAGGUAUAUUGAGAACAGCUCUGAGAAAUGCUGCAUCUCAUAGGCACAGAGCUCAGUGGGAGCUCUUACUUUAGUAACAUACUGCAUGUAAGAUCUAAAAAUACUAUUGGGAUUGUUUCUGAAGUUACAAGAAACAGGCUUUCUCUCCAAAGCUUUGAGUUUUUAAUAGAGGAGAAUGCUUAUGAAUAAAUCUGUUUAAAAACGUGGCAAGUCUCAUUACUGCAUAUCAAGCAAAUGGAUUCAGAAUAUGGAUAGCAGCCUUAGAGUUGCAGUCUUACAUGGUGGUAGGUUUUGUAUGUCUUUAAUUUUUACUUGCUGCUAAAGUAGCUGUGGUUCAGGUAUAAAAUGUGAGUUCAUAUUUUCAUUUUAGUCAUAUGCUGCCAUCUUUCUUCUGAUGUUUUGAAGAGACUUUGAGAUAAGCAGUCUUUUGUGGCUUUUUUUUUUCCUAUCACAUCUGUUUUACAGUUCUCAGAAAUUUUUAAGAUGGUCAGAAAGUGAUAUUUUUUUAUAGAAGAUGUGGACCCUAUAUUUUUGGUUGCUGGAAAAUGCUGAAUUAAAAUGUUUUCCAAAACAUCACAUCACUUGGGAAUCUUAAUCCACUUUUGAGCUUAAAGAAUUUUUUGGGUUGAUUGCAAUGUAUGAUGCUGAUUUAAGACAUUUGUUGAACUUUUAACUAUAUGAAAAUAAAAUGCAAACAUAAAUAAA